UCGAAGAAGAAAAAGUUUUGAGAGAGAGAGAGAGAGAGAGAGAGGGAGGAGGUGUCGAGGGUAUAUUCCGUGCGUGGAUCCUCCUCUAGCUGCUGUUCUCGUCUUCCCUCUUUUAAACGCAAACUGCAAAGCAAGCAGGAGAAGCAGACUGGAGCUUUCUGCUUCUCUUCUCACCAGCGAUUUCAGUUCCUUGGUCUUGUAAGGUUCUCCCACUACGGCGACGAAUUUGAAGCCGUGCAUGAUUCUGUGCGUUUUGGAUGAUGGGGAGUUCUUUCUGCGUUUGUAAUUGCAAUGCGGAUCCAGAUUUUGUAAAAUGUUUUAUUGAUUUAAGUUGGAAGGAACAGGUUCUUCUAGAUUGAUGUAUCUAUGUCAGGAAUCAGUUCUCCAAUCUCUAGGCAAGCAGGAGUGUGAAUAAAGUUUGGCGUUGAAAAAGAAUGUGUAUAACACUUGCAUAUGCUCAUGAGAACUCCUGUUCCAUAGUCAAAAGCUGUUUCUGAUUUGUAUUUCCUUGCCAAGCCUUUUCAGCUAUACAAUUGUAUCUCCCAUAACUACAUCAAACAGGUUUGCUUGCACAUACAACCUGUUCUGUGCAUGGAGAGUGUGGUGCUACAUUCAGGUUCAACGAAUCAGACAUCUAGUCGCAAAUUUUCUUCAAGCAGUUCUCAGAAAGACCUGUGGUCUGUAUGCAAACAAGGAUCUCUCACUGAAGUGGAUUCAGCUUUAUUUCUAGCAAAAAAGAAUGGUGGAAGCAUUGAUGCAAGAAAUACAUUUGGCCUUACUCCUCUUCAUAUCGCAACCUGGAGAAAUCAUGUGCCUAUCUUGAAGAGGCUUCUUUCUGCUGGUGCCGAUCCUAAUGCAAGGGACGGGGAGUCAGGAUGGAGUAGCCUCCACAGGGCACUUCAUUUCGGUCACCUUGCUAUAGCCAGUGUUCUUCUACAAACUGGUGCAUCCCUCACUUUGGAAGACUCUAAAGGUCGUACUCCAGUCGAUCUUCUAUCUGGACCUGUAUCAUUGGUUGUAGGAAAUGCAUUUGAUGCAGUGACGACGGAAGUGUUAAGUUGGGGAAGUGGGACAAACUAUCAACUGGGAACAGGGAAUGCUCACAUUCAGAAAUUGCCAUGCAAAGUUGAUGCACUUCAGGACUCCUAUAUUACAAAAAUCGCUGCUUCAAAGUUUCACAGUGUGGCUGUUGGUUCUGAUGGAAAACUCUAUACCUGGGGAUUUGGGAGGGGAGGCCGGUUGGGGCAUCCAGAUUUUGAUGUUCACAGUGGUCAAGCUGCUGUGAUCACUCCUCGGCAGGUGAUAAGCUUGGGUUCUAAUCUAGUCAGGUAUGUUGCAGCAGCCAAGCAUCAUACAGUAAUUGCUACAGAGAAUGGAGAGGUCUUUACUUGGGGAUCAAAUAGAGAGGGUCAGCUUGGGUAUACUUCUGUGGACACACAACCCACACCAAGGCGGGUGAGUUCCUUAAAAGUUAAAAUAGUUGCUGUUGCUGCUGCAAGCAAGCACUCUGCUGCAGUUUCUGAGCAUGGUGAAGUAUUUACAUGGGGCUGUAAUAAGGAAGGCCAGCUCGGUUAUGGCACUUCAAACUCAGCAUCAAAUUAUGUGCCAAGAAUAGUAGAAUAUCUGAAAGGGAAAGUUUUCAAAGCAGUUUCUGCAGCAAAGCAUCACACUGUAGUUUUAAGAGCUGACGGUGAGGUAUUUACUUGGGGCCAUCGACUUGUUACUCCUAGGCGUGUUGUUAUCAGCAGAAAUACAAGGAAAAGUGGAAAUGCACCCCUUAAAUUUCAUAGAAUGGAGCGGCUUCAUGUCAUUUCAGUUGCUGCUGGAAUGGUUCACAGCAUUGCCCUAAGUGACGAUGGUGCUUUAUUUUACUGGGUUUCCUCAGAUCCUGACAUAAGGUGCCGGCAGCUAUACUCAUUGUGCGGAAGGAAUAUCAUCAGCAUCUCAGCAGGUAAAUAUUGGGCUGCUGCUGUUACGACGACAGGAGAUGUAUAUAUGUGGGAUGGGAAAAAGUGCAAGGAUGAGACUCCUGUUCCUACUCGCUUGCAUGGUGUUAAGCGAGCUUCUUUAGUAUGUGUUGGAGAAACACAUUUGCUAGCUCUUUGUUCUCUUUAUCACCCUUCUUAUCUUCCCAAAUCAAAGAUGUCAGCACCAAGACCACUAGAGGCCAAUGGUGAAGUGGAUCAAAUAGAUGAUCCUACUUUUAGUGACAUAGAGUUCGAUAGAAACCCUAGGAGCAGUCAAAGUGAUGAUUUUAGUAACAAAAAAGUACCAAGCCUAAAAAGCAUAUGUGAGAAAGUUGCAGCAGAGUUUAUUGUAGAGCCAAAGAAUGCUAUACAACUGUUGGAAAUCGCUGAUUCUCUAGAGGCUGAUGACCUUAGGAAGUAUUGUGUGGAAAUUGCUUUACGGAAUCUUGAUUAUAUUUUCACUACCUCAGCAACUGCAAUUGCAAGUGCCUCUACUCAGGUUCUGGCAAAGCUUGAAAAACUACUUGACACAAGAUCUUCUGAGCCAUGGAGUUAUCGUCGCCUUCCCACUCCAUCAGCUACUUUCCCUGCCAUCAUCCACAGUGAUGAGGAGGAUAAUGAGAAUGGAUAUCUGAGGCUUAGAGAAAAAGGUAAAGAUGUAUUUACAAAGCAUGAGGGUGCAAGAGUUGAUUUUCUCUUUGAGAACGACGGCAUCACUGAUCCAGCUGUCUAUAAGCAAGUUAGGAUCCUUAAGAAAAAGUUGCAGCAGAUAGAAAUUCUUGAGGCAAAGCAAUUGAAGGGGCAUUAUCUUGACAAUCAGCAAAUUGCUAAGCUUAAAACCAGAUCUUCGCUUGAAUGUGCUCUAACUGAACUUGGAUUUCCACUGGAAACAGAGUCAAAGCAAUUGUCCUCUAGCUCAUCUGAUGCAAAGGGAAACAAAAAGCCUGAGGUCUCUAGAAAACAGAGGAGGAAUAAUAAACAAAAAGCAAUUAACCAGCCAGAAGUUGAAUCUGUAAAUAGUGAAGUAAGUGAAGAGAAGCAUUCUGUUAAAGAUAUUUCAGUUAUCGAAGCUCUUGAAACUUCCCCAAAGAUGGAAGAUCCCACUGUGGAUGUUGAUGCAAUCCAUGAUGGUACACCUGUAGAAGAUUCCUCCUUGCAAAAUCAUAAGGAGAUUUCUUCAUCCUUUUCCAAUAAGAAGUCCCAGUCAAAAACAACAAAGAAAAAUAACAGAAAAGGUGGCUUGUCAAUGUUUCUGAGAGGUGCUCUUGAUGAUGCACCAAAACAUGUCCCUGCACCAGCACCCACUCCCAAAAAUGAGGGACCUGCAUGGGGUGGUGCUAAAUUUAUUCCAGGACACACUUCUCUUCGGGAUAUUCAGAACGAACAGAGAAAGUUAAGUGAAAUGACUCCGAUCAGCACAAAGGGUACACUUGAAAAUCAAAUGGAGACUGCAAACACUGCAAAGGUUCCGCUAAGUUCAUUUUUGCCUAAUAUUACACGUCCCAUAAGUAUAGCCCAAGGGAUGCCAGCGCCUGAAGGCGAAAAAAGUACACCUCCUUGGUCAUCAUCAGCAACUUCGCCUGGAAUCAAUCAUCGGCCAUCACUAAGAGAUAUACAGAUGCAGCAGGAGAAAAGACACCUGAGCAUCUCACACAGCCCGAAAACUAAAGUAUCAGGCUUCUCAGUAUCAUCCACCAGCUCACCGACGGAGGCUGGAGGACAGAAGGAUUCAAUUCCAAACCGCUGGUUCAAGCCGGAGAUUGACGCUCCAUCAUCAAUUCGCUCAAUUCAGAUUGAAGAGAAAGCAAUGAAAGACCUCAGGCGCUUCUACAGCAGUGUCAAAAUAGUGAAACCUCAACAUCAACCCUUGUGAUUGAUAGGAACCUGAUUCUUCUCCUCUGUAAACAUUUCUAACAUAAAGUGCAACUGCAUACCGUUUUUGAUCUUGCAGGAGACCUUGUUUAGUUAUUUGCAUUUGCAUGGUGUAGCAAGUUAAGCAACUUUUGUUGCUGUUUUGAUGUAUAAAGUUUCUUUCUUCUUCUCUCUACUGUGUUCACUCGUG
Zingiber officinale is the source of this 4029-nucleotide messenger RNA. RefSeq lists its product as uncharacterized. NCBI's taxonomy places the organism in Eukaryota, Viridiplantae, Streptophyta, Magnoliopsida, Zingiberales, Zingiberaceae. Gene Ontology annotation, molecular function: protein binding. The coding region runs from base 592 to 3840 and encodes 1082 amino acids. The record is from RefSeq and is a predicted model, not a curated record. The transcript has 12 exons.